Messenger RNA from Corythoichthys intestinalis (scribbled pipefish), 687 nucleotides. RefSeq lists its product as uncharacterized. Bases 1 to 687 code for a protein of 228 amino acids. The transcript is spliced from 2 exons. The record is from RefSeq and is a predicted model, not a curated record. NCBI's taxonomy places the organism in Eukaryota, Metazoa, Chordata, Actinopteri, Syngnathiformes, Syngnathidae.
AUGAGGGCUUCAGCCAGAGAGGUCGCUGUAUUCAUUUUUAUUUUUUCUAUCAGAUGGCUGUGUGAGUCAAUAAACUCCUUCUGGCUGGCAACAAAGCGACCUCCUCCUCGUCAUCAUUUGUCAACACAACACAACGCAGAAGUUUUAUCUAGCCAGGGGUCAGAAAGACACCGGCUACAAUGGUGCCGUGACCCGGAUGCACACCGCUUCAGCGUAAUUCAUCUUCUGGAGCUGUGGAUCAAUGCCAAUUUGCCAAGUGUCCUGGGAUUGCUCUUUUCGUUUGCGGUAGAGGAAUACGGCAAGGACAACUGUGACAAUGAAGAGUGUGGUGAUAGUGACAACGAUUGCAGCGACUGCAGUGGUUGUCAGCAAUUGUGGACUGCUCACAUUGUUGGCCAGGGGCAGCGAACAGUCCAGGUGAAGGUCACAGUGUUUGGUGCCCACCAUACUUUCCACCGUGCAGCGAUAGCUUCCACACUGCCGCUCGGUGAUGUUGAAAUGCAUGGUGGCUCCUGUGAGGUCGACAAUGGCCUGUGUAGGCAUGACCUGAUUUCCACUGGUCUUGGACCAGAUGUAAUGCAAAGGUGGGGUGCCUUGCAGAGAGCUGCAUUUCAGCAUCAUACUGUUGUCUUCUUCGUCCACACUGCACAGAGGAUGACUGGGUGCCUCUAUGACUGUCAGGUCUAA